Molecule: messenger RNA, 1935 nt
Organism: Aspergillus welwitschiae
Lineage: Eukaryota; Fungi; Ascomycota; Eurotiomycetes; Eurotiales; Aspergillaceae
Product: putative serine/threonine protein kinase
Exons: 1
Coding region: 1-1935 (644 amino acids)
Biological process (GO): protein phosphorylation
Molecular function (GO): ATP binding; protein kinase activity
Source: RefSeq, a predicted model, not a curated record
AUGGAGUGCCUGAAGAACAGCUUUGUGGAGGGUCAGCUCCUUGAUGGGCGCUUUCGAACCGUCGCCCCUCUGAACCAUGGUUCAUUUGGCAUGGUCUUCCUUGCUACCGACAACAAGACCGGCCAGGACGUUGCUAUCAAGUGCCUGACCAAGGGUGGUGCCUCGCCGUAUGAUGCUCGUUUCGAAGAGCUCGACUGCCACCGACGCCUUGCCUACCACCCCAACAUCGUCAACCUCAUCCAUUCGUUCGAAACAGAUGCUCACAUGUACCUCGUUUUGGAGUACUGUUCCAACGGCGAUCUGUAUGAGGCCAUCAGGCUCAACCGUGGCCCCUUGGAGACGGAGCACGUGCGUGAUUUCAUGUUGCAGCUGGUCAGCGCUGUCGAGUUCAUGCACGCCAAUGGCAUGUACCACCGUGAUAUCAAGCCAGAGAACAUCUUCUUGAUGCAGGAUGGAUCCAUGAAGCUGGGUGACUUGGGUUUGGCGACCCGGGAUACCUGGAGUCAUGAGGCAUGCGUUGGAAGUGACCGCUACAUGGCUCCGGAGCAGUACGACCCUUCGAGCUCUGGCUACUCUCCUGCCAAGGCCGAUAUCUGGGCGGUUGGUAUUUGCCUGCUCAACGUUCUCUUCGCGCGGAACCCCUUCGCUACCCCCACCGAAUCCGAUAUCCUCUUCGCGGACUAUGUCCGCGACCGCCAAUCACUCUUCGACAUUUUCCCCAACAUGUCCCAGGAUACCUUUGAGAUCCUGAGAUUUGCUUUGGCUAUCGACCCCGAGAAGCGUUCCCUUUCUGGUAUCCGUGAUUCCAUUAUGCGGACUGUCUCCUUCACUACCGAUGACGAAGCAUUGGAUGAGUUCUGCACCGAUGACCGCGAGGUCGUUCCCGCAAGUGCCAACCGCGAGCCUCUCCGAACACCUUCCAUCCAGAGCCCGCACAUCAACCAGGGCGAUUCUUUCCCAUGGGCCAAAGCCCUCCAGGCCAGCCCCCCUCAGCAGAUUCGGCAGCUGUCGGCCAUUCCCGACAACGAGAGCUACUCGGAGGAUCUCUUCCCUCCUUCGGAGACUGCUGGCACAUCGUGGUUCUCCGUUCACCAGGGCACUCCCUCCAUGGCAUCUGUUCUGGAAUCUGCUCUUGGAGAUUCGUUCCGGCCGACUGCUUUCCGCAAGAAUGAGCUGCGUUUCCCCCCACCGUCGGAUCCGGUGCCCAUCACCGGAUCACUUCCCACCACCAAACCUUUGCCUUCUCUUUCCAUGGUCUUUGGUAAGAAGAAGGACGAGCAGAUCUCCAAGAGCUGGAGUGAUCUGUGGGAUGAGGAGGAGGAAUCCGAGACCGAAGACCUGGCUUUCCAGCAGCGGCGCGAGCAGAACUCCCGUAGCUGGAGCCACGAAAGCAGCAGCCCUGUCGAGGGCAACGUUCCUGAGCUCUGCGGCCCGCUGACGGGCCUUCGGGAUUCUGUGACUCCUUCUAUGCUCAACGUUCGCGCUCAGCAACCCAAGCCUUCGGUGCCAUCCGAUGAGACCCCCGGGAAGUCUUGGAAUAUUCCUACGGCCCCCACUGGCCUCAAGACUCCCCCUCGCACUCCGGACAGUCCCCCGAAGAACUCCAACAUGGACAAAUGGGCUGCCCUGGGUGACCGGAGGAGGAACUACAAGUCUCCUGAGGCUUCACUUGGACGCAAGAAGUUCCCUCUCAACAUGAGUUGGAGGAAGGACUGGGGCUUGGGAUCUUCCGGCUUCGACUAUGGCUCUUGGGCCGCCAAGAAGGAGGAGUCUUCCUUCCACGAUCGCCGCCGACGCCCCUUCCAGGAGAAGGGACGGCGUCGCGAUGCCUGGGAGUCACCGAAGGCUGCCAACGUGAAGGUUCCUCAUCACUACGAUGGCAGUAUCGAUGAGGAUCUCGACCUUGUUGGUGGCUGGCAUGAUCUCCACCUUUAA